This is a messenger RNA of Trichoderma harzianum CBS 226.95, 2454 nucleotides long. RefSeq lists its product as hypothetical. Gene Ontology annotation, cellular component: Golgi membrane; Ric1-Rgp1 guanyl-nucleotide exchange factor complex. The transcript is spliced from 2 exons. The record is from RefSeq and is a predicted model, not a curated record. Lineage: Eukaryota; Fungi; Ascomycota; Sordariomycetes; Hypocreales; Hypocreaceae. The coding region runs from base 1 to 2454 and encodes 817 amino acids. Gene Ontology annotation, biological process: retrograde transport, endosome to Golgi.
AUGUCCGACAGCUUCAGCAACAUCCGAGUCUUCGUCCACUGGCGCGAUCAGACCGUCUUCGCGGGCGAGGCGGUCCAAUGCACCGUCACCUUUCGAAACAUUGCCCCCGAGGCAAAUCAGCAGCAGCAGCAGCAGGCUCACUCGCGCCCUCCGUCGCAGUCGCAGUCCGAGAGGCAGAGGCUUGCGUCGCCCAUUCAAACCCGGGGCAAGGCGGCUGCAUCGGCCAGAGGCCAUAGGCGUGCGGCUCUAUCGUUAAGCGUGCCAUCGCCGAGUACAAGAAGCCGGCAGGGCUCGAUCCAAUGGCCUCAGUCCGUCGUUCCCGGCGACCCCCGGGGUCAUGCGCACAAACGAUCCGUGUCCAUCGUCUCCAUCGGAUCAACCACCAGCACCAUCGACGAGCAUUCACAGUCGCCGCGUUAUGAAAAUUCCCCACGACAGCCGCGUCAUUCGCAUAAUCGCGCCAGCAGCUUGCAGAUUGCGUCUCGCGGGCCGCCCACAGUGCCCUCUACUCCCCAAUCAGGCUCAUUCUCACAAAGAGGAACAUCUUCUCCGCUAUUCACUGCUUCAUAUCCUCCCGAUCGAUUUGGUCGGAUACCUAGCGGUGGUCCAAGGAGCCCCCAGUCGUCAACUCUCUCGGUGCAGCGCAGGUCCUCCAAAACCUUGGCCAGCCCCAUGCCCGAAUUCCGAUUCCCCGCUGCACCCGCACCAGAUUCGGAACCAAUUGCGAGCCCUCGAAAAGCCUCGGGCAACAAUAGCCAUCUAAGUCCAAGGACGGGGCCGGUCGACAGCCCUAUCCCUAUACGCUCAAAGGAGCAGAUCUCGCCUGCGCCCGACAGACCGAUUCUUACCGCGCGUAUACUCUCUAGCACGAGCAUGGCUGGAGGAACACCCCGGAGCAGUGGUGAAUUUUAUUCGAUAAGCAAUCACUCGUCCGAGACGCUGGCCUCGGAAUAUGUAGCGCAGCCCCUGACCAGAGGUCCUGGGAGGCCAACGUAUCCGCGCCGGGGUUCAGCCUUCUCCUUGCACCAGUCAAGGACCGAAUCGCUCAUGAUGGGCUUUGCCCAAAUCCAGGGCUCUUUUUCACUAGAUGGCUCCCUAAUUAGCCUUGCACCGUUUGAACAGGUCAAAAAGAAGGCCGUUGUUGGCGGGCGAGGUGGUGGAGUGGUGGGACUGGAAUCGGGUCGUCGAGAGAAUGGCCUCUUGCGGGGCUUUGGCUGGGGAAGCAUAAGCAAUUCCCUGGGCGAUUUUCUCGGUGGCGGAGAGUUGAGCACCAUCAAGGAAAUGCGUGGUGUUGCAAACUCAAAGGCCGUUCCCCUGCUGAGCACCCCGCAGUCGAUCCUCUUUGUCGACUUACAGCUGGCUCCCGGCGAGAGCCGCUCAUUUGAAUACACAUUCAAGCUCCCCAGAGGGCUACCUCCUACACAUAAAGGAAAGGCCAUCAAGAUUUCAUACAGUCUGGUCAUUGGCACUCAGAGACCAGGAGGCGCUAGAGAACAGAAUGUCCGGACAGUUGAAGUACCGUUCCGUGUUUUGGGGAGCGUCAACAAUUACGGCGAGAUUCUCGGGCAUGAUCUCAUGAACCCCUAUAUCUUGCUUCGUGAUGAAGCCCUGGUGAAGAUGGUUGGGAAGCAGCAGAAGAGCCAUAGGGAACGCGAGGUCACCGGGGCAACAGCUGCCAUGAGCGACUUUUUAUCAUACGUCGACGGCCUAACGAAUCGACCUGGUGAUAAAGCAGGCGGCUUGUUGCUGUCUCCGACGGCGACUCCAGAUCUACGGCGUCUAUCAUCGUCGAGUUUUGACGAUACGACCUCGGCCAAAGAGGCAAUCCGUCUCGCUAUUAUGAAGAGCAACCUGACUGGACAAGGACAGCAGAGCGCCAAUCGAUUCGAAAUUGCGCGGAAUGGGCAGAGGGUCGGCGUUGUAAUGCUGACCCGACCAGCUUACCGUUUAGGAGAGGUCGUGACCAUGGUUAUCGACUUUUCAGAUGCCGACAUACCAUGCUACGCGGUACAUGCAACUUUAGAAUCGUCGGAAAAAAUAGAUUCGACGUUGUCCCUGCGAUCAGAUUCGAGUAUUCACAGAGUAACUCGCAAGGUGUACGUUGCCUCGUCUGAAUCCACGCUCUUCACCCGACGGGUGGUUUUUACCCCUACGAUACCCAUCUCUGCUACGCCCGAAUUUGUCACAAGUGGCAUCAGCUUUGAAUGGAAGAUUCGCGUCGAAUUUGUCGUGCCGUCACAGGGGCACGAUGCCUUUAGGGGGCAGCAAACGCCAUUCCCACUGCUGGAGCAGAUUUCGAGGGACGACAAGGGGGGCUUGGUUCUCGUAGCGGUUGAGAACUUGGCGUGCGAGAGCUUUGACGUGCCUGUGCCUCUGCGCGUAUACGGAGCGGUCGGAACUGGGUUGGAGCGCUUGGAGAGAGAUGAGGCGGCCGAAGAAGGGCUUGUUGUGUAA